AGCUGCCUGGUGGCAAGCCGCAUCACGGGGUCUUCUGAGACUGCCUUCCUGCAUUUAAACUGAAACACCUUCAGGCUGCACAUGCACAGGGCUGCGCUUGGGCAAACACAGUGAGGCUGUCUGCUGAGGUGGAGUACCAUGCGGGCCUUUGCCAGGAUAUCCGCUGUGCUGUUUCUACUGUCACUGAACGUGCUAGUGCUGGAGGCCUCAUCAAACAGUCAUGUCCGACAGAAGCGGGCCUGGAUCAUCGACUCAUUCACCAUUGAGGAGGAGCAUAAAGGCCCAUUCCCAUAUCCACUGGGGAAUAUCAGCAUUCAGCGUGACUACGUUGUGCACUUCAUUCUCCAUGGAAAGGGGGUAGACGAAGAACCCAAGAAUAUCCUGAAAAUCGAUCAAAAUACGGGGCUAAUUAGUGUUCACGGGAAGGUGGAUUAUGAGCAGUAUCAUGUACUGAAGCUAACAUUUGAAGCUAGAAAAUCCUCAUCAGUUGUGGACACCAAGCUUGGUGUCGAGAUAAAUAUAUUGGACAUAAAUGACCAUGCCCCAGUAUUCCAAAAAAAAGUAUAUGAAACGACGACUGAAGAAUCAAUGACACAGGGAUCCAAUGUUUUGACUGUACUGGCAACAGAUUUUGAUAAACCAGGAACCCCAAACUCAACUUUUCAAUAUAAGAUACUUUCUGUGACCCCUAAAACCUCCAAUGCUGAGUUUUUCAUUGAACAAAGUGGCAAAAUAUCAUUUAAAGGAUGUUUGGACUAUGAGAAAGCAAAGACGUACAAUGUAGUGGUGGAAGCAAAAGACAAUGGUGAGGUGGUGCGUCUGUCCAGCAACACUACGGUCAGCAUCAGCAUAACAGACAAAAACAACCACCUGCCUACCUUUGCUGGUCGCACGGGACCAGGCAGAAUCAAUGAGAGAGAGUCAGGAGUUUCUGUUUUGCGAGUACAUGUUACGGACAAGGACUCCAAAAACACGCCGGCGUGGAGGGCCAAGUACACCAUCCACGGAGACAAGGACAAUGUCUUCAGCAUCCACACUGACCCAGAAACCAAUGACGGAGUACUGGUCGUUGAAAAGCCCCUCGACUUUGAGUUGGCCGCCAGUAGAAACCUUACCAUCAGUGUGGAGAACGAGGAGCCAUUCUUCUCCUGCCAGGUGCAGAAGAAGGCCGAAACGGGGCUGUGGGAGGUGCUUACGACAGCAGGGGUGCCUGGACAGGAGGGAGUGCCUGCGGCUCACACCGAGGCCAUAACCGUGUUUGUGGAUGAUGUGAACGACCCUCCAGCCUUCAAGCCGCCCGUGAAAAUCAUCAUGGUCGAAGAGAACCUAGAAGUGGGACAUCUGCUCGAAACUCUCACUGCGAUAGAUCCGGAUCGCACCUAUAAUAGUGAAUUUGUGUACAAGAUAGAAAAAGAUCCAGGUAAUUGGGUGACUGUGAAUCCAAAAACUGGACAAAUUACAACUGUGAAGACACUGGACAGAGAGUCGCCUUACGUUGUGAAUAAUACCUACACUGUAACCUUGUACGCAAUAGAUAAAGGCAAGCCGCCAUUGACAGGCACAGGAUCUCUCAUCAUCCACCUGAAGGACCAGAAUGACAACGUGCCAGAGUUGCUCCAGCACGCGGUGGACAUGUGCCUGUCGGACGGGCCCACGGCGGUCCAGAUCGCCGCCCAUGACCGGGAUCAGGACCCUUUUGCCGGGCCCUAUCUCUUUGAGCUGCAAGGUGACGUCAAGGGCAAAUGGCACCUUGAUCCUUACCACGGGGAAACGGCUACCCUUGUGAGGGAGAAGACGGUGUACGCUGGGCCACACGAGCUGCAGCUCAAGGUCUACGACACGCAGGGUCACGGGUCCCUGCAGAACCUCUCAGUCACCGUGUGCGACUGCACUACCUCGCCCAACUGCCAGAUGCAGCGCGCAGUGACAUCGCGGGUCACCAACAGUGCACUCGGGGUCAUGAUCAUCGCACCGCUUGUGUUACUGGGUGUCCUGCUUCUGGCCUCAUUUUUAUCUUGCAAGAAGGAAAAACCAGUCAUGCAAGUCGACCACGGCACUGGAGAGUACUUGAUUACGUCCAAUACUGAGACACCAGGAACAGAUUGUCCGAUUCCUAAUGAAGUACAGAAAGAUCAGGUGGAGCACAUUUCCAACGGUGUGACUUUGCAGAAGGUGCAAAUGAGCCAGCAGUGUGCAAUACAAUCCAGCAUUAAAGGGCAAUCAAAUUUAUUACAGAUGGGAGGGACAUUUUCCCAGCAGCUACCGAGAAAGACUUUGAACAGGAGCAUGAGCAGUAGGUCAUACAUGAAAGCUGGACCCUACCAGAACUCAGCACUAAGAAGAUCUAUGUCUACAUCAAGAGAAAAUUAUACUAAAAUGAGACCCUUAGACUUGAGAUCCAUUCUUAAUCAGAAGAUGUAUUCCAUUCAAGCUCAUGAGGAGCCGUCGGAUGAUCUUCCUAAGCUCUACGCCUACGAGGGCGACACACCGAGCCACUGCCAGUUGGACUGCAUCUCCAUCCCUGAUAGCGAAUUUACUCCUGACAGACUUCAGGACCUGGGUCCCAGGUUUAAUGGGUUGGCUGCUGUGAGUAGGCCAACAUACGAUUCCAGAUAGGGUCCACAGAUAGGGUCCACUCUGACCCCAACCUACCGCAGCCAAGAUCCCAGCCUACCAGCAAAGCUACUUUUUUGGAAGCGUGCAGUGAUAUGUUAAGGUAUAUAAAGAGCAGAGUUGGACAUGAACUAGGUGUGGGAAUCCCACCAGCUGGGAUAGCAAAGAGAACCACAUGAUGCAGAAUUGGCAGUUUAUUAUGGAGAGAGUUUCCCUCUUCGGGGUAACAAAAUUUGGCAGGUGUAGGGUCAACUUAAGAAGGGUGAAAGAUGAAAAUCAAAACAUAUAAAAAAAAAGGGUAAGGGUGAUAACUCCAACAAAGCCAUACCAUACGUGACAUUUCCGUUUUGAAUAUCUUUUUCAAAUCUUU
Molecule: messenger RNA, 2983 nt
Organism: Paramormyrops kingsleyae
Lineage: Eukaryota; Metazoa; Chordata; Actinopteri; Osteoglossiformes; Mormyridae
Product: cadherin-like protein 26
Biological process (GO): cell-cell junction assembly; cell-cell adhesion mediated by cadherin; multicellular organism development
Cellular component (GO): adherens junction; catenin complex; plasma membrane
Molecular function (GO): cadherin binding; calcium ion binding; beta-catenin binding
Source: RefSeq, a predicted model, not a curated record